Habropoda laboriosa is the source of this 522-nucleotide messenger RNA. RefSeq names its product B-cell CLL/lymphoma 7 protein family member B (gene BCL7-like). The transcript has 4 exons. The record is from RefSeq and is a predicted model, not a curated record. The coding region runs from base 130 to 522 and encodes 130 amino acids. Lineage: Eukaryota; Metazoa; Arthropoda; Insecta; Hymenoptera; Apidae.
GAAUUGGAAGACGUUUACUAUCCCACUGUCGAAAUUUGUAAUCGCUGUCAGUUUUCUAACCUCUUUACCAACGAAUGUACCGGUGUUUCAUACUGUGUUCAAGUUAAUAGUGACUUAUAAUCGCAUAUCAUGAUGUCGCGGUCUGUGCGUGCAGAGACUCGUAGUCGUGCCAAGGAUGAUAUUAAGCGUGUAAUGCAAGUCGUUGACAAAGUUCGCCAUUGGGAAAAAAAAUGGGUUACAAUAGGAGAAACUACUAUGAAGAUUUAUAAAUGGGUACCUAUAUCAACACUUGAUCAGAAGAAGAAAGGAAAGACAGUGGCAGACAAGGAAAAUGGUUUACCAAGGAAAAGUGGAUUAGAUUCUUCAAAUUCCAAUUUUGGACUUACAGAAGACUCAAAUACAUGUUUUUCAACAGUUAGUGAUUCUCAAGGAUUAACUGACUUUUCUGCACAUCUGGGAUUUUCAGAAGAUUCUAAUUCACAAAAUAGUGAACCAACACCUAAAAGGUUAAAGACUGAUUAA